Molecule: messenger RNA, 2070 nt
Organism: Malaya genurostris
Lineage: Eukaryota; Metazoa; Arthropoda; Insecta; Diptera; Culicidae
Product: homeobox protein invected-like
Exons: 1
Coding region: 553-2055 (500 amino acids)
Biological process (GO): regulation of transcription by RNA polymerase II; neuron differentiation
Cellular component (GO): nucleus
Molecular function (GO): RNA polymerase II cis-regulatory region sequence-specific DNA binding; DNA-binding transcription factor activity, RNA polymerase II-specific
Source: RefSeq, a predicted model, not a curated record
GUGAUGGAACGACCGUUUUCGUCGCUAGCCAGUCAAGUGUUGCCGGUUCAAUCUCUGUCGAUAGCUUCUCUCCCUCACGACCACCACACCGCACUCUUCCUUCGAACUCUAUCGUACUGAUGGUGACGGUCAGAGGAGUGUGUAUGUGUGUGACUCCGUACGAGGGGGUAAGCAGUAAUAACACUAGCUUUUUUUUUUCGUGUGUCACAUACCCUGAUAGGCAGGAUUGUGUGUCCCCCGUCGCGAGUUACUCGAAGCGUGCGGUGUGUAACACGGUGCGAAUUUAAUUACCGAUAAUCCUUUCGGGUCGCAAUUGCUCUGCAACAGAGGCGUCGUGCGGACUGGAUUUGGUUGAAUCUGAAGAGGUCCUGUUGUUGGAAAUAUUCCUUGCUUGGGGGAACCGUGCUGUGAUUGAGUUUCCAAUUGGAACCGUGAAUGUUUUUGAAAGUUUAGUGGGAAACUCAGCGUAACAGUUUCACUCAGUAAGUUGAAGUAAUUUGAAACCCGAGAAGCGACGGGAAUUCGCUGUCAGACUACCACACAUUCUAAGUGAUGCAAUGCAGUAAAAUGGCUACAAUUAUGUCACACAAUCUGCCCUUGAUUCCGUUGCCGCUGAAGGCCACGACGGCGGCGGCUUUGGCGAAGACAACGGCCGGACUGAUGAUGUCCGGUUUGCUUGGAAAACAUUCGGGGGAGGAUCUGUAUACUAAUGGAGUUGUCGGAAUGCCGACGGAACGUAGCAGUCCGGAUGUGGCUAGUGAGGCCAGAUCGAGUCCUGAAUCAUUGAUGAUGAUGGCACGGCAGAAGGAGCGCGAUGACGAUCGCAUGAGUUGCUGCAGUGAUGAUAGUGAACUUUCCGUCGGGCAAGAAGGACUGAACGAAGGAGAAAAAACUAUGAACAGUAGUGAUAAACAGAACGUGCCGACUAGUGCGGGUUGUUCGAAAUUGGGGGGAGUAGACAUUGAAAAAUUAAUCGAUAGACACAGUUGUGAAGUGGCGGAGGAGAUGAGUAAUGAUUCUUCGAGAUAUUCUAGUUCCAAGGAACCACCGGAGGAUUUUAUGAAGAUUCCCGUUAUGAGACCCAGCCCGACGAGAUUGCACGAGGAGUUCCUAAGAAAUUCGCAAUUGUAUGCCGAAGAGUUGAUGCGACAACAAAUGCAGAUAGUGGCCGCGGCAAGAGGUCUGAAUCUGAGCCCUAAACCUUUGGAUUCUGCUUUGGGUUUGGUAACCCGGUUGCAAGACAAUCGUAGUCCCGGACGGGCGGCUAUUUUCGCCGAAGAGCAACGGAUAGGCUUCCGACCGCACAUUCGGGGCAUUGGUGAGUUGUAUCAGGAUCCGAACCGAUGGUCGGACGAAAGAAGUGUUCGAUCGCCUCCGGAAUCGAUGUCCUUUCGAGGAAUACACUCUCACUUGAGUGCAAUUUCUCAGAUAACACAAAACCUUAAUAGUGACAUUAGUAAGUUAGCUUCUCCAUCUAGUCUGAGCAGUAUGACCUCACGCGAAAGUUCACAGUCUCCACCCCAGGGCCCGGCCCAUUUGCUACAGUUGAACAACAACAUCGCGUUGAACGAUCAAAAUCUAAAGUUCAGUAUCGACAAUAUUCUGAAGGCCGAUUUUGGCCGCCGGAUUACGGAACCACUGAAACGAAGUGGUAGAAGUUUCUCGAAAAAGCCGUCGGCAGCGGUGGAAAAGCUAAACGCCGCAAUGGACCUCACAUCCAUGGAGAAACUUGGAUCCGGUUUGGUAGCUAAUGGCGCCAUGAGCGAUCUAACCGUCGGUGGUUCUUGUGCCAGUGUUGCCAGCAGAAGCUUUAAUAAUAGUAGUUCUAGUGCGAGUGGAAGUGAAAUCGAUGUGCCCGCGUCUCCGCAGUCCUCGACCGGUUCGAUUAAGACUGGUGGUGAGACCGGAAACAGUGAACGAUCUGGAAGCAGUGGUGGCGGUGGCGGAGGAGGAAGUGGAGGAGGUAGCGGACCGAUUGUUUGGCCCGCUUGGGUCUACUGUACCCGCUACAGCGAUCGUCCUAGUUCAGGUGAGUUGAUGAACCAUGUCUGUUGAGUGCCGAAUGGUCAC